CUAUGAUCAGGUGAAAUACAUCAACAUUUUCUACACUUUCGACAUUCGUAAGCUAAAAGGAUGAGAACUAGUCAGAUCAUAGUGCUCGCACUCGCCCUCGCCCUCAUGGUGCUAUCUUCAGGAUCCGCAGAUCACAUACCGGAGGCGAAGGCGAAGGUCUCGGCGCCGGUCACAGACGACACAGAUUGUCAAACGAUUCUCCUGGAACCGGCCGAGCAGUGCAAUCCGGCCAAGUGCCAGAAGGACUGUGAGAACGCGAUCAAAGGGGGCGUUGGCACCUGCUUCGCCCAUCCUUUGCACUUCGCAUGUAGCUGCCGGUACUGCCCGCCGGCUCCGCCGUGUUAUCCCUGCCCAAGGAAAUUAACCCAGAUGAACUAGCUUAGCUGAGCUGAGAUCGACUGAUAGAACGGCGUGUGUGCGUGCAGCCUAAAUAACGAUGGCGAUGUGAUGGUGUUCGCCGUAAAA
Messenger RNA from Lolium perenne, 465 nucleotides. NCBI's taxonomy places the organism in Eukaryota, Viridiplantae, Streptophyta, Magnoliopsida, Poales, Poaceae. The record is from RefSeq and is a predicted model, not a curated record.